Morchella sextelata is the source of this 642-nucleotide messenger RNA. RefSeq lists its product as uncharacterized. The record is from RefSeq and is a predicted model, not a curated record. The coding region runs from base 1 to 642 and encodes 213 amino acids. NCBI's taxonomy places the organism in Eukaryota, Fungi, Ascomycota, Pezizomycetes, Pezizales, Morchellaceae. The transcript is spliced from 2 exons.
AUGCCCGAACCUGAGGGGAUUUACUUUGAAAUCCUUACCAGAAUUGCGGAGCUCGAAGUGCUGGCCAAAGCGUCCGAACAAAGCAACACAAGGUGGAGAGGUCAGCAGAGGCAUGGAGGACCUAUAGAUCUUGAUAUUUUGGAAGGUGAUGCUUGGAAAACCUACUUUAGAUUUUCUAAAGAUGAGGUAUACCGGCUUGCUACCUGUCUGAAAAUACCCGACAAGAUCCAGAGUGAUAACUUCAUAUUUGAGGACAAAAUCACUGCCUUGUGUAUGCUGCUAGCACAAUUGGCAUGUCCUAAUCACUUAUCGGAUCUCCAUCUUAAAUUUGGUCGGAAACCAGAGAGAGUUUCCCGUACUGUUAAUACCCUCCUACGCUUUAUCUAUGACACCUGGAAACAUCUACUUGUAUUCGACUUUCAACGCCUCACACCGCAGAAGCUGUACUUGUUUACUCGUGUUAUACAAGCUACUGAUGCGCCAUACGCAAAGGCACCUGAUGGGACAAGCCUUCAGAUCUACGGGGAUCCAGCAUAUGGUAUCAGCGAGCAUUUGAUAACACCAUUCCAAGGGGCAGCAAUUACAGAAGACGAACAGCUCUGGAAUAGAUCCAUGUCAAAAGUCCGAAUCGUUGUCGAAUAG